Phytophthora nicotianae INRA-310 is the source of this 1614-nucleotide messenger RNA. Its product is annotated as peptide chain release factor 1. NCBI's taxonomy places the organism in Eukaryota, Oomycota, Peronosporomycetes, Peronosporales, Peronosporaceae. Bases 36 to 1289 code for a protein of 417 amino acids. Gene Ontology annotation, molecular function: translation release factor activity, codon specific. The transcript has 2 exons. The record is from RefSeq and is a predicted model, not a curated record. Gene Ontology annotation, biological process: translational termination.
AAAAGACGUGCGGUGUGCACCACACAGCGACAAUAAUGCUUAGCACAGGGCUGCAGUGGCUUCGAAGACAGCGUCUCGUCCUGGCGCUGGCGGACGGCCCUCUCCGACCGCAGCGACUUGUGCGAACGCGAGCUCCAAUCGCAGCGAAUUUGUGGCAGCAAAAUGCCGUACAGAGACGCAGUUUUGCGAUGCCUGCUGCCAUCCUGAACCAAAUGGACCUGUUGGGACGCCGCUACGACGAGCUGGCGCACGAACUGUCACACAAUGACGGCAGCUUCUCAUCAGACAAGAUCACGAAUCUGUCCAUUGAGAUGGCGGAGCUAGAGCCCAAAGUAAUGGCAGUGCGCGAGCUGCAGAGCCAGCAAAAUGCAGUGGAGGAACUGGACGAGAUGAUCGCCGAACAGGCGGACAGCGAAGACCCGGACGCUCUGGAGCUGCGUCACAUGGCUGAAGAGGAGCGUCGUGAGCUACUUGAGACAAUUAACAAGCUUGAGGGCGAGGUGGUGCGUCUCAUGCUCCCUCGCGAUGAAGCAGACGAUAAAAGCUCGAUCUUGGAGAUCCGCGCUGGCACCGGCGGUGACGAGGCUUGCUUAUUCGCUGCAGACAUCCUCAAAAUGUAUCAGAAGGUGGCACUGACCAAGGGCUGGAAGUUUGAGCUCAUGAGCAUCUCGGAAACGGACUUGGGUGGCGUGAAGGAGUGCGUCUGUUCUCUUACAGGUCGUGGAGCCUACGGUCGCAUGAAAUUUGAGAGUGGCGUGCAUCGUGUGCAACGUGUACCAGUGAACGACGUGCGUGUGCACACGAGUGCGGUGUCGGUCGUUGUGUUGCCUGAAGCUGAGGAAGUGGAGGUGGAGAUCGACCCCAAAGACCUCCGUAUUGAUGUAUACCGCGCGUCAGGAGCUGGCGGGCAGCACGUUAACACUACCGAGAGUGCUGUGCGUAUCACACACAUUCCUACUGGCAUCGUGGCGGCGGUGCAGGAUGAGCGGUCACAGCAUCAGAACAAGGCCAAAGCUCUGAAAAUUCUACGUGCGCGUGUGUUCGACGGUAUCCGUCGGAAACGCGAUGCUGAGCGUCAGACUAUGCGUAACUCGCAAGUGGGCUCAGGUGACCGCUCGGAACGUGUACGCACCUACAACUUCCCCCAAAGUCGCGUGAGCGACCACCGCGUGAACGUGACGGUGUUUGGCAUCGAGCGAAUGCUGAAUGGAGAGCUGCUGGACGAGAUCGUGGACGCUCUGGUGGUGGACGAGCAGAACCACCUGCUGCAACAACUUGAGACACCGUAGAUCGUAGAACAUGUAGAUCAUGUUGAAAACGUAGAACCCACUUUGCAUCGAGCGCUGAUGCGACGAGAAUGUGUGUGUGCCUUGAAGGCAAUGCAGGUGUUUGGUAGUAUUAUGGCGUGACCCAUUACCACACUCGGAGUCACACGCAUGUGUAUAGUUACAUACCAGACUCCGGUAUGUCUCGCAUAAAAAUCCAGCACAAGACGAGGAUAUCCAAGCAAUAUGGGAUGUACGAUUAGUUGAGGCGCGUAAUGAGUUACGCUAAAUAGUCGACGGCGGUCUAAAAUAUCUUGCCUACAAUAAAAUAACGAGGUGUUCUCACUGG